AUGUCAAAUGUAACUCAUAAAUCUAUCGUUCAACUUAAAAAAGAGGCUAAAGUUAUUUAUGAGCCUAAUCGUUUUAGUAUAAAGCAAUGGUUAACUUCAACAUACAAAAUACUCGAUGUGGCAAAAUUAGCAAAAGAAACUAAAGAGGAGAAUGCCCUCGAAACUGUUUAUAUAAAUAAUAUAAGAGCUACAAGUAUAUUAUUAGAAAUAAUACCUAAACACAGAGACUAUCAUCUUGAAAUUCAUAAUCGAACAGGAUCAACUUACCCUGAUUUCGUCAAAUUAAAAAGUAGACUUAAUGAGAUUGUGGCUGAAGCCGAAGAGGCGGCUAAAAUAUUGGUAGAAAGAGUACCCAACGAGAAUAUAUUGGAGGGACAAAAAGAUCAGAGAAAUUCGAAUUUAUCAUCAUCAUCGAAUAACUCCAUUCAAAUGCCAAUGCCUCAACUUUCACCAGAUGGAUCAUUAAAUUCAAAUUCUGCAUUAGAUGAACAUUCAAAUUAUGGUCUUCCUCGUUCACCUGUUUAUAUAGUAUCAGAAAAUAUGAUUGGUAGUGUAUCUUUAGAUAAUUCCUCAGAUUCAAUGAUUCCAAUGACUCCAUCUGUUGCAGAAAGAUUAAAAAGUUUACAAAAUAGCGGUUUAAACGUUGAUAGUGUGCAUCCAAAUAUCAAUAAAUCGCUUGCUAAAGAUACUUCAUCUACGUUGAGUGGUAUUGAUUUUAAUACUUCGACUUCACCAAAAUUAUUCAUGCCAACUCCGAUUCCAACUCCUCCUACAUCUGUUAGUAAUGAUAAUUCAAUGCAUAAUAAAAUAUCAUCUUCACCUACUACGUUAUCAACUGGAUCGAAUGCUCAAAAAUCCAAUGUUGAUCCUUUCCUUGAUUUAAAGGUUUCGAAUUCAAUAAGUGCUGGGGAUCUGUUAAAAAUUUUCAAUAAAACUGAUCAUCCUCCAACUAUAUUAAUACUGGAUGUUAGAAAUAGGGAAGAAUUUGAUGUAGGACAUAUUAAAAUCGAUAAUAUAGUUUGCUUGGAACCACUCAUUCUAGCGGAAGGCAUAGACCUGGAAAAUAACCGUUUAAUACUUUCUCCAGCAAAAGAACAAGCAUUAUUCAAGGAUCGUGAUAAAUUUGAUUUGGUUGUGCUCCACGACAAGGAUUCGACUUAUGUUCCAUCAACAGGAAAAUUUAAUUCACCUUCAGCAAUUGGACGUGAUAAUGCUUUGUCAUAUUUAAAGUCGGCGAUUUAUGAAAAUGAUUAUCAAAAAAAAUUACGAAGACAGCCUGUUUUAUUAAAUGGAGGUUAUGUAGCUUGGAAACGUUUAGCUGGUGAUAAUUGGAUCGAGAAAUCUAAUACUAUUAUUCAAAGUAAUGGAAUCACCAAUAAUGACAGUGGUACUGAACCGAUAAAUGUACCUAGAGAUAGGACAUCGUUAAAUAACGACCUUUCAAAGAGAAACGGGUUUGUAAUUGCAAAUGAGGAUUCUGCUUGGGCUGAAAAUAUGAAUAUAAGGCCAGUAAACUCUCCUUCUAAAACAAAUGAUAUUAUUAGUAAAAUACAAAACAAUGAACCUAUUAGCUCUGGUAGAGCUCAUUAUAUUACAAAUAUAUUUGAACUAUCGAUGACUGAAUGUAACUAUGUGGAGCAUUCAUCAAAUAAUUCUUCUAUACCUUUUCAAUCUAUGCCUACCCCGAAUAAAAUUAGUUCAGAAUUGUCGUCUUCGCCAAAAGAUUUAUCAUCGAUUUCGAAUGAGACAAAAAUUAAUCCGGAAAGCAUUUCUACGUUAAAUUCAUCUCAAUCUGGUAGCCAACUAAAACGUCGUACAACUAGAUUUGAUAAUCCAUAUUAUAGCUUUAGUGAAGUAAAAAAUCCAAAUUAUGUAACUAAACCACCAAAACCAAGUCGUCAGCCUCCACCAAUACCGUCUCCAAAUAGACCUUUGCCUCAACCUCCUGAAUCAUCCUCGAAAGGACAAAAUAUAUCAAUUCCUUCACUUAAUAAUAAUGAUUCUACACCGAGUCAACAUAUUCCUAGUUUAGGACAAACUAGUAUGCAACAAAGACCGUCCUCAAGUGCCGGUCAUCAUCAACGAUUCCCAACUUCUGAUAGUAGUUUUUCUCAAUUGGGAUCAGGAAUUGGGUCAACUGGGUUAAAAAAUCUCGGGAAUACUUGUUUUAUGAAUUCUGUUAUUCAAUGUUUAAGUGGUACGGUUCCAUUUGCUAGAUACUUUUUGGAUGGUAGUUAUAAGCGACACAUCAAUAAGACCAAUCCUUUAGGAACUAAAGGAGUAUUAGCUGAAGCAUUUGCAACAUUAAUUAGAGUGUUAUGGAGUGAACAAUAUAAUUUUGUUUCUCCUGUUUCAUUCAAAACAGCAAUUGGUCGAUUUUCAUCACAAUUUUCUGGUACGGAACAACAUGAUUCUCAAGAAUUUCUUGCAUUUUUAUUGGAUGGUUUACAUGAAGAUUUGAAUCUUAUUGUGAACAAACCAAUAAUUCCUGAUAUGACUCCUGAAGAAGAACAACAAAUGGAACAAAUGGAAUGCAUUUCUCCGCAGAUUGUAUCAGAAAUAGAAUGGGAAAAAUAUUUGAGGCGUAAUUCUUCUGUGGUGGUUAGUCUGUUUCAAGGACAAUUUCGUAAUACUUUAAGAUGUUUAACUUGUAAUAAGACAUCUACAACUUAUAAUGCAUUUAUGUACCUUUCAUUACCAAUUCCUCCAAAUUAUAAUGGAGGGAGUGUAACUUUACAUCAAUGUCUUGAUGCCUUUAUUAAAGAGGAAAUAUUAGAUGGAGAUGAUGCUUGGAACUGUUCUAGAUGUCGAUGUCCAAGACGGGCAAUAAAACAACUUAGUAUUUCAAGGUUACCAGAUGUUUUGUUGAUACAUUUAAAAAGAUUUUCGUUUAGUGGACCGUUUAGAGAUAAAUUGGAAACUAUGGUUAAUUUUCCUAUGAGAGAUUUAGAUUUAACAUCAUAUGUACCAACUCCUAUUGAAAAACCUACGUCAAUUGGAUGUAACACUCAACAUGAAUUACCGGGCACAGGAGCUGGGAAUCAUCAUUCUCUACAACAAUCUGGACCUUUUGUAUAUGAUUUAUUUGCUGUUUCGAAUCAUUAUGGAGGGUUAAAUGGUGGACAUUACACUGCUUGUGUAAGAAAUGGAUAUAGGCAUGAAUGGCACAACUUUGAUGAUAGUAGGGUAUCAAAAUAUGACGAAAGCAGUGUUGUGGUGAAUAUAAUUUUACUUUAA
Funneliformis geosporum is the source of this 3237-nucleotide messenger RNA. The record is from the annotation of a GenBank genome assembly. NCBI's taxonomy places the organism in Eukaryota, Fungi, Glomeromycota, Glomeromycetes, Glomerales, Glomeraceae.